Messenger RNA from Pelobates cultripes (western spadefoot toad), 18602 nucleotides. The record is from the annotation of a GenBank genome assembly. Lineage: Eukaryota; Metazoa; Chordata; Amphibia; Anura; Pelobatidae.
CACACACACUGCGAGCCAUACUGUGAGCCACCCACACUGCGAGCCACCCACACUGCGAGCCACCCACACUGCGAGCCAUACUGUGAGCCACCCACACUGCGAGCCAUACUGUGAGCCACCCACACUGUGAGCCAGGGCAGACAGGCUCCAGCACGCCAGAUGUAGGGGACUAUACAGUCCGAUGCUGCGCCUGCAAUAAGAGCAUUAUGGGAGAUGUAGUCCACAAACCCUGGAGUGCCCCCGCACACAGCCCGCGGAAUGGACACAAACUUCGGAUUGUAUUAACUAAGACAGCACCAAACAAAUCCCAUGAUGCUUUGCUACCGUUCCUGCACACACAGCAUCACGGGAGAUGUAGUCCAUCAAUGAAUGAGAACGGCCCGGGAAUCGCUGAUAUCUCCCACCGCAGUAUCGGUACGCGGCCGGCCCAAACCGGAAGUUACCUCCGCGGCUCACGGCGACACUCCUGCACUGCAGUACUCUAUGGUCCUGACGUCACUAAAGAUGUGGGCGUUACCUGCAAAAAGGAAAAAGCCCCGCCCCCCUGCGGAGACAGUCAGUGCGCAUGCGCCUUGAGCUCCGGGUCGGAUGCACUGGACGCACCUUACUGUUUAUUACUGAUUGACGGGACGUUAGAGUUUCGGUUGUGACGCGAGAAGCCGAGCUCGUCAGCCAUGAACGGGACCCCGCCCCCUCCGCCGCUGGACCGGGAGGAGCACGGGCUGAGACUCGGGGAGAGCUUUGAGAAGAAGCCUCGCUCCUCCUUCCACACAGUGCGAUGUAAGUAACCUAUAGAGCCCUCAUUGGGGCUCGUCCAAUCAGGGGAGCCGCCUGUGACGACACGCCACGCCCCCUCUCAGCUUUGUUCUGUACACAGAAUGAGGGUCACGUGAGGGCAGUAACUAAAGGGGGUCAUUCACUAAACAGUGCAUUGAAAAUCCCAUGUCAGAGUUUAGCCUGUUGUAGCCAAGCUGUAAUAAUGGCUGAGUUGGGGAUUUAUUUAUUUAAAUUUUUUUAUCCAAAUCAGCACCUUUUUGUUUUGCCUAAAUUCUAUUAUUCAGUGUUUCAUAAAAAAACACAUUGGAGUUUAUUCAGUUAAACUUAGAAUUGCUGAAAAUAGAAAAUCUAAUCACAAUCAGUAAAUUUGCAUUUGGACUUUUUUUUCACAACAAUUUACUGCUUUGGGGGUUUAUUCACUAACUUUAGAACUUUAGUGAAUUUGGAAUCCACACAGCUAACACUAAAGUAGCCUAGUUGAACUUGGGAGGGCCACUCUUCUAAAUCAGCGAUCUUGGCCUGUAUGUGAAAUGGUAAAGGGUGUAUGAUAUUGAAUAUGAAAUAAGAAUGUUGGACAUUUUUAUGCAGCUGGGAGUAUUAAACUGAUAUUUUAGAUGUUGAAGGGGCAUUAAAAAGGAGAAUGAGCAGUAAGUCAAUUCAUGGAAUUAGCUGGUAGGUAGUUGGAUUAGGACCACAAAAUUUGGGGACCUUCUAGCGCUAGAGUUCUGGGACAAGACAUCUAGGCAUUCCCUGGUCCUGUAAUUAUUGUAUCAGAGAGCUUAAUGAAUGGACCAUUAUAUGUUACCCAACAACCCACAUGUGAAUGAAGGAUUGGACAAAGGGGUAAGAGCCAAUUGUCAGGGCCCUACCUGGUUGUCAUUACAUAUUAUUUGACAAGUUGUUUAUUGGGGCAACUGAAUAAUAUGUCAGUUUUGUCCCCUUUUUGCAGGAUUUUAUGUUUUUCUUCAAUGGGACUCAAUGUACACCCCCUUGGGUUAUUUGUGUGUAUAGUAUAUUGUUGUGUGUUUUAUCUGAGUAGUUUUGUUUCAUGCUGUGCUUUGCAAUUUGGAGCAGUAGUGCCCUGUCUUAUGCCCCCUUUUUGCAUAUUAAAAACUAAUAUUUAAUUGUUAAAUCUUUCUCUCUCCAGAUGACUUCAAGCCAGCAUCUAUAGAUACUUCUUGUGAAGGUGAGCUUCAAGUUGGAAAAGGAGAUGAAGUAACAAUUACUUUGCCACACAUACCAGUAAGUAAUUUUUUUCAUAAACCCUGUAUAGUAUUGAUUUAGGUCCAUUGUUGAUUGUGCAGUAUAUUGCCACUAAGUUCAAGCUGUUUUCUAAGUGGCGUGAACAGGAAAAGUUAUCAUCAUCAAAUAUCGUAUGAAAAGCUUUUAACAGAUAUUUUCCUUGUCACAUUACGUGGUACUUUGGAGCUGCUUUUAGUUUUUUUAGUUUUUUUUCCCAAUUUGACAGUUUUUAUUUUGUCGCAACAAAAUGGUUACAGAAGAAAGAAAAGGGGGUUAUGGCGGUUCAGGUUUUACAUAUCCUGUACAUUAAUUCCAUUGGGUCUAUUAGGUCUAUACAUCAAGUUCUCUUCUUAUACAUUCGAAACAGGCAUUGCAAGAUGUACAUUUCUCCCACCUUUCCCCUAAUGUGUCAUCUUGUGCUGCCUCGCAGCCCCCCGAGUUGGGGAUUUGUUGCCAGAUUAUCUGGUGGGAGGGUUUUUUUUUCUUUUUUUUAAUAUGAAUAAAAUCCUUCCAGGUAAACUGACUUUCUGUGAGAAGAUUGUGUUGAGCAUCAAAAUGUUUUAGGGCAGUAAUAGCCCUGCAACAAACAGUAGGUUAACAUACCUUCCAGCAUGUCAAAGGGACAAAAUAGACAGUUUAAUUUUAGGGAUGUGAGUGGGGGUUCAAAAACAGUUUAUUGAACUAAAUUUUAACGUAGAACAAUGUAUCUUAAUUUCACAUUGUAGUUUAAAGAUCGAUUGCUGUCAGUAUUAUUACAUUGGAGAUCAGUUAUACACACCAACUAUGCUUCUAUAAAAGAGGGGCAUUAAGACAAAAAAGAGGGACAGAGUGAUUUGAGCCCCAUAAUAAGGUCUGCUCCUCCUAAAUAGGGACACUUUGGAUGUAUGGUUAACUCCGAUUGGAGUAAGCAUUGAGCCGGGGGAAAACAGGGAGUCACACAUGAAACCUAUAGAAGCACAAGAAGUAUGCAUAUUGUGUCAAGAGAAGGAGUGGUGUUAACCCGGAAGCUGGGAUAUUGAGUUAGGGAAGGUAUGUUAAAAGGGCUUUCAUAUGAUCAUCUCUGAUUCUGAGCCGGCUAUCAAGCUCUACUGAACCAUCUGGGCUAGAUGCUCUAAUAAUGGUUGGGCAGAGAGACCUUGACUAGUUUUAAGACAUUAAAAAAAGAGGUCUGACAAACUACAGUGUUUCUUGUGCCAGACACCGUGAAAGAUGGCUGCUAGUAUCACUAGGGAGAGGCAUGAAUUGAGAGAUAAAGGCUCUUGGAUACGUUAUAUAUCUUUGCUUACAUGGGUAGUACUGUUGUAUUUGUGAGACAUCACAGUACACAAAUAUGUGUAUUCUAUUGCAGUAAAUCUAACAGUUUCAUAACAUUAACUGUUAAAAUGUUAUGCAGAACUUGAAAAAUAAAAAAGAAUUCUUAAUUUCUUAAACUUUUUUUCAUAUUUUAUUUAUAUAAAAUCAUGUUUCAUAUAUACAUAUUUGAUGUGAAACAAAAGCCCAAUUUCUCCUGAACCAAAUUAUAUAUACUAGGCGUGGGUGCACUUAAUAUGAAAGCCGUAAAUUAUGGUUGAACAUGCGUAUAGCACAAAUUCUAGGUUUUGUUUUGGUUCAGAAUUAGGACAAUUGCCUCUGUCCUUAAUGGGUUAAUGAAGCCAUUAUGGUGUAUAGAUCAUGCCCCUGCAGUCUCACUGCUCAUUAAUUCAUCUUUUUUAUGCAGCCUUAGUCACACCUCCCUGCACAGCCUUCCUAAACUCUUAGAAAUGCUAGGUUCCUUUAUUGCACAUUCUAUUUAAUUGAGGAUUUCUUAUCUUCUGCCCUGUUAAUAGCAUUCUAGACCCUGCAGCAGCCCCCUGUGUGUGAUUAAUGUUCAUUUAUAGAGCAGGAGAUACAAACUUCUAAAGUAAGCUACAUCUAAUUGAAAAUGAAACCAUGAUUUUCCUACAGGCUGUGUAAGUCACAGCCAGGGGAGGUGUAGAAAAGGUUCUAUGGACAGAAAAAAAAAAAAGUGAUUAAACUCCUAAAUAGCAGAGAAUUGAGCAGUGAGACUGCAGGGGCAUGAUCUAUAUACUAAAACUGGUUUGUUAAACUAAAGUUAUUUUAAUGCCUAUAGUGUCCCUUUAACCCCUUAAGGACCAAACUUCUUAAAUAAAAGGGAAUCAUGACGUCACUCAUGUCAUGUGUCCUUAAGGGGUUAAAGAACAGUUUUUAUGACAACAUAGACUGUGAUUAGUCCUAAAUGAGUUGAUCUCGAAUAUUCACAUUUUGGAGCACCGAACACUGUUGCUUAGAUAUUGUUGCUGUGGCGACAUUGCAAAAGGUCUUUAUGGCAUGAUUUUUAGAAAUUGGGACAUUACACUAGAAGUGCGGGAAGCAAUUACAUAAAUUGUAUGUAUCCGCAGCAAACCAAUAAAUUAACCACAAAAUAUAAUCCAUCAACCUACAUCUGAAAUACACAUUUUGCCUGCUCCAAUAUCUCAUUUGAUUUGUAUUCUGUAUACUUUAUGCAAAGUGCUAAAAAUACUUGCCCCAUUAAUGGGUGUGGCUUGUAUUAACAAGUGGCCAUCAUGUGAGCCAUACAGUUGCCUAGCUCGCCAUAAUUGGGAGUGGGGGGUGAGGGCGUAGCUGUGAGAAAUAAAGAAAUAGUGUCGGUUAAAGGGACUCUCCAGUGCCAGGAAAACAAUCCAUUUUCUUAGCACUGCAGGUCCCCUCUCCCUCCCACCUCCCAUCCCCGGUUGCUGAAGGGGUCAAAACCCCUUCAGUGACUUACCAGAGGCAGCGACGAUGUCCCUCGGCGCUGCUUCUUGGUCCGCCCACGCUCCUCCCAGUCACCACGUCAGCCGGCAAUACACCCUGUUCCAAAUUAUUAUGCAAAUGAUAUUUUUCUCAUUUAGCUAAAUAAUUGAUGUAAAUAACAGUCAGCAUAAUUCUCAUGUUAUCAACUAUUAAGAGUACAAUUCAAAUUUUAUUGAACAAACCUCCUAAUGAUAACAGUAUUUUUUUAAAACAUAAAAAACUUACAAUGCACUGUUCCAAAUUAUUACGCACAGUAAGUUUCAAAACACUUUAUAGGUUGUAAAGAACUGAAAAUUGUCAUUUGUUGUGUUUGCAGCAUAUUUACUGAAAUAAAAAACUAUUUCAGUCAAACUUAUAACAUUUUAACAGGUCACAUUACAUUUUAACAUAGGACCCCUUAUUUGAUAGCAGCUGCACAAGUCUUGCAUCAAUUGAACUGAGUUUUUGGACAGUUUCUGCUUGAAUUUGUUUGCAAGAUGUCAGAAUAGCCUCCAAGAGCUGCUGUUUGGAUGUAAACUGCCUCCCACCCUUAUAGAUCUUUUUGCUUGAGGAUGCUCCAAAGUUUCUCAAUAGGAUUGAGGUCAGGGGAGGAUGGAGGCCACACCAUGACUUGCUCGCCUUUUAUCCCCAUAGCAGCCAUUGACGCAGAGGUAUUCUUUGCAGCAUGAGAUGGUGCAUUGACAUGCAUGAAGAUGAUUUUAUUACGGAAAGCAUAGUUCUUCCUUCUGUACCAGGGAAGAAAGUGGUCAGUCAGAAACUCCACAUACUUUACAGAGGUCAUCUUUACACCUUCGGGGACCCUAACGGGGCCGACCAGCUCUCUUGCCAUGAUUCAGGCCCAAAACAUGACUCCACCACCGCCUUGCUGGCGUCGCAGCCUUGUUGGAACAGGGUGGCCGUCCACCAACCAUCCACUACUCCAUCCACCUGGACCAUCCAGGAUUGCACGGCACUCAUCGGUGAACAGGACUGUUUGAAAAUUAGUCUUCAUGUAUUUUUCUGCCCAGUGCAGCCGUUUCUGCUUGUGAGCAUUGGUUAGUGGUGGCCAAAUAGAAGGUUUAUGCACAGUUGCAAGACUCUGGAGGAUUCUACACCUCGAUGUCCGUGGGACUCCAGAGGCACCAGCAGCUUUAAAUAUCUGUUUGCUGCUAUGUAAUAGUAUUUUAGCAGCUGCUCUCUUGAUCCGAUGCAUGGAUCUGGCAGAACCCGUCUGUGCUCUGAAUCAGCCACAAAUCUCUUAAUAGUGCGAUGAUCAUGCUUAAGUUUUCGUGAAAUAUCUAAUGUUUUUAUACCUCGUCCAAGGCAUUGCACUAUUUCACUCUUUUCGGCAGCAGAGAGAUCCUUUUUCUUCGCCAUAUUGCAUGAAAAUGGUGCUCUGCUUAAUGUGGAACACAGUCUUUUAGUAGUUGUUCCUUAAAUUGGGCUCACCUGGCAAUCUAAUUAUCACAGGUGUCAGAGAUUGUUUUCAGUGAUCAAAAGAGCCCUGAGACACAAUGCCAUCCAUGAGUUAAACUGAAAAACUAAAUAUUUAAUCUUUGUGACAAUUAAAUAGAAUUUGCAUAAUAAUUUGGAACAGGGUGUAUAUGCACAUAGUAAUUAAUUGAAACAAUCAAAGAAAACAAAAUAGAACAUGGAAAUACACAGAAAGGGGAUACGAAAAACCCUAAAGCAGAGAAGCCUCACAUGUUGUGCAAAAUAAUUGAUUUUAAAGUCCACAGAUCAAAUCAUUGUGAAAUAUUUUGUGUCCUGGUUGUUUUCCAAAACCCUAGCAGUACUAUAUGUUAAAGGGACUCUCCAGGCAAACAAUUUUACUCACCUGGUUCCAGUGCCGGGAGCCUCGUGAAGCCGCGCCACCUAUUUCGUCAAAAUGGCGAAAUAGGCGGGUGCGAGCAGGGAGCAAUCAGACGCUUCCAUUUGGAAGCGUCAUUGCUCCCUUGUGCGUAUGCGCGGCUUCGCCGCCCAUGCGCACAUACUUCAGAGGGCGGCAUUCAUGCCGCCCUCUGAAGUCCCGAGGGCACUACUGCGCAUGUGCGCGAGCUGAGCUAACUGACAGCUCAGCUCGCAAUCUUUGCAAGUCCCCUCUCCUCUGCUGACAGGCAGAAGAGAAAAGGCGUGCACACAGUGCCUUCUCUCUCCUGCACACGUCAGACAUAUUUUAAUACGUCUGACGUGUACAAGGCCUUUUUAGGGCCCUGAACGAUAGGAAGUCCCUCUGGUGGCCGUCUGAGUGACGGCCACUGGAGGUAUUCCUAUCAAUCAAUGUAAACACUGUAUUUUCUUUGAAAAUACAGUGUUUACAUUAGAUUGCCUGCAGGGAGCUAUAGAUCAUACCUGAACAACUACAUUAAGCUGUAGUUGUUCAGGUGACUAUAGUGUCCCUUUAAAUUAUUCACAAAACACCAUUCUUGGGGUUCACAAAUUCUAUUAUCUCCUAUGAAUAAGAAACAUUUCCACCAAAAAAUACCUUAUGGGAUUUUUCACUAAAGUGAGAAUUCAAAGAACAUUUCAAUGUUAAGGCCAAUAUAGCCGAAUUGGAACAAUUCUCCAGUUAGCUAUGCUUCUAGUUUGGCUACUUUUGUCUAGAGUUUGAAUUUCACUUUAAAUUCUCACUCUAGUGAAUAACCUAGCUGCUGAUUGCACACAAAGCUAAUUAGUAUAAAAAAUGUUUGUUUUUAUAAAUGAAAAGUAUAAUAAAAAUUACAUCGCCUUUAGAUAAGUCAGAAAUGCUUUAGUAUAUAUUUAUAUAUGCACAUUUUGUAUUUCAUCUGUUUGUCGUAACCUGAAUGUCUUACUUCCUAUUCUAAUUGCUUUUUAAAUCAGGGUUCUACACCUCCCAUGACGGUGUUUAAAGGGAAUAAGCGCCCUUACCAGAAGGACUGCGUGCUUAUAAUUAAUCAUGACACUGGGGAAUAUGUCCUGGAAAAGCUAAGCAGCAGUAUACAAGUCAAGAAAACCAGGUAUGGCUCCUUACCACACACUUCUGAAUAUUCCCUCCUCACUCAGUGACGCUGUUAAAGCGGCACUGUCAUGCCGUACUUACCUUUUCCUAAUCGCUUCCUCUUCUUUUUCUCUUUCUUACUCUCACUUUUUCUUUUUCUUUUUUUUUAUUAUCUAUUUUUAACUAAAAAUGGAACACAAAGUAGGGACUACCUUGUCUUAUCAAUUUAUCAUACGCCUGACUUUCUUAGACACUGGACAGAGCUACAGUGUCAACCUCGCACUAGAAAAAUAAACCACUGACAUUGCUUUACCAAACAUUAAUGAUACUUGACACUUCACAAAGAGAAACAAGAAAACUGGUUUGUCUCAGAUAUAUCUAAGCACUUGAUUGCAGGCAACUUCGAUACCAAGAGAAUUCAUACUGAAAACAGUUUAUCCAAUACUAGAAAACUGAAUGUGAAACAUUUUUCCCUGUCUGUACCCAACAGCUCUACAUCAUAAUGCAAUGUUUACAUUGUUUCCUAUAUGUUGUAUUUUACUUUGUGAAAAACAAAAUAAAUUUAAAUGUAAAAAUAAAAAUUACCACAAUGCUGAAAAGAUGGCACCUCAAUAAAGCUCAAAAUAUAACAUGUGAGAGUCCACAUGGUGUCCACUUUUGCAAAUGGAAUGCCUUUAUAGAGUGAUUUAAAUAUCUGAGCUACUAAAAAGCCCCUUUAGUACCAUAAACUCUGAAAGAAAUUGGUACUAAAAUGGCUGUAUUAUAAGGCUCAAAUUUUAACUGUCAGUGUCUCAAAAAUGCUGAAUAGUCCCAUCAAAUUCAUCUAUCAUAUUUCUAACUGUAAAAACUGAAAUAGUCAGGUCUUUUAUAUGGCAUUGUAACUUUGCACGACAGUGCCAAAUGUAUACAUUGGUGGUAUUGGUUUGUUUUUUUCAGAACAGUUUCCUUAGUAAAUUUGGGGGGUUUGAUCACAGUGGAACAUCUCAGAUUUGAAAAAUGCCCUGUUUAAAUGUAAUGUGUAUGUAAAAAAAAAAUAUUUUUUACCACAAAUGUUAUAAAAACUUUGGUUAAAAAAUGUCAACACAUUAAUGCACAAUAUACACCAUAUGAGAUACACUGGAAUGUCUAUUUUUAUAAAUGGUAGGCCUUUUGGGGGGUAAUUUGAACAAUCAAACUGUGCUAAUGCCCCAAAAUGAGCCAUAAGCCCAUCAAAUGCAUCUUGUUUCAAAGUGUAAAACUGAAACUUAGAUUAAGCAUGUUAGAAAAUCUAUAUCUUGUAUUCAUGCAGCAACUGUGAAUUCCACUAUCUACCAGUAGCACUUUUACUAGACGGAUAAUAGGAGAUACAGACUUGAAUGGAAUCGCAUAGUCUAGCUGGGUGGGACAUAUGAGAUCUAUACCCUUGGAGGCACUGUCUUUAUUUCUCGCCCCUCCCCUACAGUACACAGACUUCUAAAUAGGCAACGCCAGAAUGUACAUCAUAUUCCAGCACUAUACAAUUUUACUUAAACAUCUGAUAUCAGAUUCUGUGAAAGGGAUAUAUAGUUUGAGGCAUUCUUGUAUCAACUUACUAACUCACAUUGCCCUCAUUUCAGAAAUAAUGAUUUAUUUUUGCUUAUAUCAAAUAAGUGUUAAAUUACUUAUUUUUUUAAUUACUCUUUCCAUACAGGGUUGAGGGCAGCAGUAAAAUUCAAGCUCGGAUAGAGAAGCAAUCUGCUCGUUCUUCUCAGGGCACUUCUCAGUUCAAAACCCCAUCCAAGCUAACCGCUGGGCCUAAAAUGUCUCCCUUAAAAGAUCACCCUUCCCCGGAAACCCAGCUGGAUGAUAUUAAGAGAGGUAAGCGAAAGCUCUAAUAUUGUUGUUUAACUGCAGUGUUUGCUUACAGACACCACUCCCAAAGCUUCACUUACACUACAGCAGGAAAUGUAGUAAUAAAUUGUGAUUUUGGGUUACUAAUUCAUUGAGAAGGAUAACAUCACUCUCGUAGUAUUUGUGCAAAUAUUUGUCAAAAUUAUGGAAUGUUCUGAACGGGGUAUGGAUAUUAAAAGAUCACACUGAGCACCGUCACAACUUUGCAUAAUUGCAAAGGUGCUUGUGCAUUGCACACCAGGAUUGUAGGCACAUAUAACUGCAGCCAUUUGUAAACUGAUUUGUUGGUUUGUUUUUUUCAUACAACAUACCACUAUUUGGAGAGAAAUCUAAUCUAAGAUUAUCCUAAUCUAGGCAAAAAAAUAAUGGGGGUUUAGUUACAUUAUAUGAUCAUACAUUGCAUAAGCCUGCCACAACGUCAAUGUACCCCAUCUUUGGCAGGUCCUACUCUAACAGCCUAAUGUCUGCUAAAUGAGCUACUUACUUGGGGAAAAAUUUCAAUCUUGAGUUCUCUGCAGUACAAGGCUAAAUGGGACGGGAUUUUUUCCCAAAGUAAGUAGCUCAUUUAGCAGACAUUAGGCUGUUAGAGUAGGACCUGCCAAAGAUGGGGUACAUUGACGUUGUGGAAGGCUUAUGCAAUGUAUGAUCAUAUAAUGUAACUAAACCCCCAUUAUUUUUUUGCCUAGAUUAGGUGGUUUUUUUUUGUUUGUUUGUUUUAACUAACAAGAUAUGUCAGCACCAGAGUUGCUGUUUAGUAGAUAAGGGAGUUCGCUGGAUUUUCAUUUUUAUUGUGUAAUAAAGUAUAAGCUAAUUACAGGGGCAUUCUGCAAUCCAAUGUAGUGGCAAUUGUGCAGAGAAUUUUGCUGCACACAGUUUUAUGUCAAACCAUUUAGAAGUAAUUUGAAAAACUAAAAUAAAAACCAGGAGUUGUGCUUGUAAAAUGUGCUGCUUUUUUCUUUUUCUUUUAAAUUUCUGCAUAUAUAUUUUUUGUACGACAUGGGCAGUGCUGGUUCAGUGAGGGUGUGUGCCAUCAUGCGUUCCUCAGCAAACUGAGCUGUACUGUUUUUAUGUUGCUUAGAGUGUCCCUUUAAUAUACCUCACUGGCUACUGUCCAAAAUGCUCUGUCUUCCUGUGCAAAUGUGUCAGGAAUAUUAAUACCAUAUUUUGUUCAUAUGUGUUUUGAAUGUAAAUUUUAUUAUUAUUAUUGUUGUUUAAUAAAGUGAGUAUUCAAAGUGAAAUUCAAAUUUAAGGCCAGAGUAGCCAAACUGAAAGCAUAGCUGACUUAGAUAUUUUUAAAAUGCAUUGUCUAUAUAAUUAAUUUUAGAAGUAAUAGUCCAUAUGAAGCCUGGAGUGUUUCUUAAGCAUGUUUGUGUUGUUUGAUUUUAAUUUACACUUACAUCAGGUCGUGUAAAGAAGUUGCAGACUAGAAUGUUUUUCUAAGGCAGUUGAACUGUGGUCUUGUCACCGUAGAACUCCGAGCAGAAGUGGAGGUAAUUGAGCAAAUGAGUAGCAGCAGUGGCAGCAGCUCCUCGGAAUCUGGGAGCUCUUCAGGGAGUGAUGAUGACAGCUCUAGCAGUGGCGAAGAAGAUGACAGACAUACAUCCCCCACUCAGCAGCCAUCCCAACAAUACAGCAGCAAGACACCUGUUUCCAAUGGUACUAGCAGACCUCAGGGAACUAAUCAACUAAUGAACACACUCCGUAAGUAAAAUCCUCCUCCUCACCCAUUAACUUAAGGUGUGGGGGGGCUGAUUUUUUUUUCUUAUGCAGUCACAUUAUGUUUUCUAAUGCUGUACUGCACAGUUGGUGAUGUCAUCUGUGUAAUUAUUACCCAUAGUGAUAUAAUAAUGUACUGAUUGCCUCCAUGCUGUCCGGGGAUGUUAAUCUCCGGCAGAAGCAGGACAUGUCCAAGAUAAGUGGGAUUUACACUCUUGAGCAGCAGCUGCCAACAUUUUAAUUAAGCUUGUUCUCUGAAAUAGCUACCUACCAUCAGGCUUAAUGCCCACUGAUUUCAGGCAACCCUGGGGCAUGUAUGUGCCAGUGCUUUUCUAACACUGACGCCUUCUUAUUGCCACCCUAAUAUUAAUCUACCUCUUCUACCUUAAAACCCAUACUGUCCGUUAACACCUACAUUACACUAACCAUUAAUCGCUACUCCACCCUAAUGCUUAGACUAACCCCAAUCCACUCUAACACUAACCCUUAAAUGGACACUUUAGGCAUCAAAACAACUUUAGCUUAAUGAAGAAGUUUUUGUGUAUAGAUCAAACCCCUGCAGUCUCACUGUUCAAUUAUCUGCCUUUUAGUAGAAAUCACUUUUGUUCUGUUAAUGCAGCUCUUGCCACACCUCCGCUGGCUUGGAGUGACACAGCCUGCAUGAAAAAAUGGUUUUAUUUUCAAUUAGAUGUUAACUUUAGAAGUUUUUGUCUUCUACUCUGUACAGUGAACUUAAAUCAGACACAGGAGGCUCAUAGAAUGCUAGGAACGGAGCAGGAGAUAAGAAAUUAUAAAUGAAACAGAAUAUACAAUAAAGGAAGUUUAAACAUUAGAUCUCCCUUUACAAGAAGUGUUUAGGAAAGCUGUUUAAGUCACAUGCCCGAAAGUGUAACAAGGACUGCAUAAGCAAAGUGAUUCAACUUCUAAAUGGCAUAUAAUUGAACAGUAAGACUGCAGAUGCAUUAUCUAUACACCAAAACCACUACAUAAGAUAAAGUUGUUUUGUUGUCUUUAAUGUCCCUUUAAGCCUUACACUUACAGUAACCAUUAUCUAACCUCAUUCCGUUAUACUACCAUAACACUCAUACUAUCCUUAACCUUAAACUACACUAACCCUAAAUUUAACUCUAACACACUAACCCUAUCCUGAAAUAUUAUACAGAAUAAUGGGCAAGCAUAUACUAGGGGAAAAUAAUGCCAUUUUGGCUUUCGGCAGACGUUUAAAACCACCUAACCUUAAUUCUUGUGAUUUAUUAUGAUGUUUCCAGAUACACUCCAUAAAAUUAUUUCAUAUCUAUCUAAUAUGUAUCAUCUCUCUGUCUCUCUCUCAUCCACGCUGUGAUACACAAUAUUGAUAGGUUUAACAACUGCAUCCUUCACUAUCUAUAGAUCAGAACAAUAGGGAGCUUCUAGAAAUGGGGGACAUUAGAAAGAAAAAAGGACUGCGGAAAUAGUUUUAGGGACUCUAGAGGCAGCAGAUUAAGUGCGCAAGUUAGUUUCUAGCUAGUUCGUAUUUAGCUGCUGUUGAAGUCUGUUUUUCUAUUAAUUUAACAAUAUUUAAAAACUGCAAUUGAGGUGAGAUAUUUGCAUUUCUGUGCAGUUUUUGUUUUGUUUUUUCUUCGAUGCCACAGGCUAACGUUUUCUAUUUGGAUUCUAUAUAAUACAAAUUCUCUUGUUAGAUCAUCAUAUAUAAAUAGCACAGCAAGUUUCUGCCUGUUAGAAAUGAGAUGAGUUUAAUCAUUGCUGUUUGAGCAGCGUUACACGGAAGAGCUGCUAUGAAAUGAUGGUGGUGCAAGGCAGUGAAAGUAAUGUGCUUUGCCUCACUGAAUCUGAUUUAACUUUACCUCGGAAGAGGUAAUUUCCAAUCGUUCUCAUAGUAUGAAUUUAAAUGUCACAAAUAUAAAAUGGGCUUGCAAUUUCUGCUUCAAAAAUAUAUAACUCUAUACAAGGUGUCUUGUUCAUAAGUGGAGUCAGAGGUGUCUAAUAAGCCUGCCUGUCAUCUCUCUGCUUCUUCAUUUGCAUGGGUCAGUGACCGUGUGAGUCUGUGCAGACAUAGAAUCAAGAGAAACUGUCAUGCACGUAGAAUAAUAAAUAGUAUCAGUUCUAAUAAUCACAUGCCAGACAGCAGUGUGGCUCCAUACGUCUGCAAUCUUGGUUAUGUUCCUAUUCGUUUAUGCUCGACUAAGAUUGUGUUUUCUGGCAGAAAAGGAAACACAUUGCAUGUAGUGGGCUGUCAUCUUAUUGUAAGUGAGAUAUCUUUAUUUAAAUUGGAGAAUACACUGUAACCAGUGUCUGGUGGCAUACUUUAAACUGGGCCUGUCACCUCUAGCAACUUGGAUUAAUCAAAUCAAUGGGAUUUCACAUUUUAAAAAAAUAUUAUAUUUUCCAGUCUAACGGUCAUUAUGCUUAUUAUGCAAAAGUAUAAAAAAAGGUUAAUGUCCAAACCUUCUCCUGGCCAAAAAUUAGAUUAAAAAACAAGAGGCUAGGAACAUGCUAGCCCCCUAAACCAGUAAUGUCUGAAACAUUGUCACUUUGCAAAAGUUGUUAAAAGGAUCACGCUAAGAAACUUGACCACCACAGCUUGGUUUAGUGGUUACAUUGUUUAAGUCAACAUCCAUUCCACCUAGUCUGGGUGACAUUGAUAGACUUAGAGCACUGGGCUAACCUACCCCAUUCAUUCUCAGUAUGUCACAGCCGUUCAAGUUGGACGCCAUUGACAAUGAUAAUACAGAAGUGUAAAUUCUGCAUUUUUAGUGUUGCUUGGGAGUGGACAGUCUCUGGGAGCUGCAGAGAGCACUGGUGUCUGUCAAACCAUAUCUAAACAGUUUGACAAAGAACUGAGUGAAUGAACUCAAAGAAUUGGCCAACAUUAACGCUAUAUUGAGCUUUAGUGGUUAUGUUGCUUCACGUGUUUCCAAGCACUUUAAUCACGUUUGCAUCCUGUAGUGGUUAUGGUGCCAAGUGUUCCCUGGCACCCCCUAUUGUAAAGAGUGAAACAGUUUUUUAAUGGUUUGACUUUUUACUUGAGGGCCACGGGACACUGCUCCCUGCCUCUGCACCAUCUCCUGAGAGCCAGAAGUUAUUCAGCAGGAAUUUCCAUUAGCUGAUUGGCUGAGAGUGUCAGCUUCUAAAAAUUCUCCAUAUUCAACCCUACUCUAUUUCAUCUGUCUUCUUUCUUAUUUUAACUAUCGUUUUCUCAUCAUUCCCUCUCCUUCUAUUUUUAUCUCCCCUGCUUAUUACUUCUCCAUACUACCUUCAAAUUCAUUCUCCCUCUAAUCUUCUCAUUGUGAUUUAUUUUUAUUUUCAUGGUCCCAAUAUUCCAUUACCUUUUGCCCUUAUAUUUACCCAGUUAGUGAUAUUUGUAUUCGAGCAGGGGUGGGUUUAUAUCCAUGUGGUAUGUCACUACUCUUUCCCGAUCAUAGCUUUCCCACUUAGAAACAGGCCGUACAGAAGGGAAAGAGGGGUGAUCCACUCUCAUAGAAAGAAAGCUAUAGUUGUGGUAGAGCUAUGGUUCCCAUCAAUGGAAGGUGAAUACAUUGUGAUCGGCCUUCUGACAUUAUCUUACACUGGCAGUGUUUCUAAAAUAAACGUUUAUCAAUCAAAUGGCAACACAGCAUAAUCUAAUUGUCUGCUCUCCUUUGUGUUCCACAAAUUUUUAGGAAAUGAUCUUCAGUUAAGUGAAUCUGGAAGUGACAGUGACGACUAAAGAACAAAAGCUUUUUGUUCAUUCAUAUAUUUCACAUCCCUUUUAAGACAUAAAAGGAUUAAUACCACAUAUUAGGAAAUUCAGUACUGGCCCUUUAAACGCAUGUCUCGUGAUCAUCCUCCAUUAACUUAAACAAUGAAAAUGAAAUAUGUAGGGAUCCCAUCACUAAUAUGUUAGUACCCAUGCAGGGACACAAGUAACAUGCAGUUGUAUACUUGGUUGUUAACUGGUGCUGGGUGAAUCCUGCUUUAUUCUAGAGUAGGACAUAGAGGCAGAUCUCUUGGUUGCAGGAGCCACUGAGAAGCUUUAUGUAGGUUUCUGGAGAAUAGAGCUAUUGUGGCAUAUGCCUCUUAUUUGGACAUUGGUCAGCAUACCCUGUCAAAAACUGCAGUCGUUUGUUGGAAGCUAACAAAGCGUUAAUCCUAGGCAUUCUGAUUAUGUAAAUAAAUACACAUGUAGGAUAGCACUCAGAUAUUAAUUAUUUCAAACACCAGCAUUUUAUAAAUUAGCACAUAUAGCACUAAGCAAAUGGAGCUCAUUGGACGACAGGCUAAUGGACCAGUACUGAAAACCCCUAAUCAUUGUCUGAAGCUAUAAGCAAGUUGUCUGAAUAAAGUCUCAAAAUCCAAUUAAUCGCCAUGCUGCUGCAUACUUAUACACUGGCCACAGGGGAAUGCUCAGGAUAAUUGGAAGACUGUACAGAAGCCCCAUAUUUCGCACCAUUUUGUUUUGAUUUUUUUUUAGCCGUCUUUUGUGGCAUAUGUGUUUUUGAGCCACAAUAGCUCUGGGACAUUUUGCUGAGCUUCUGCCCAUAGACUGAAAGUUGUACAACUCCACCACUGCUACCUGGAAAUGGAUUGCCAAGGAACAAGCUCCCACUGCAUGAAUGCUGCAACCAAUAUCAUCGACAAGACAUCAGUCUAGAUAUACAGUGCUACUCAUUCAAAUGGAAUGUGCCACCAACCAAAGAAUGUAAUGGGAUUCUGUGUUUAGAAAUAGAUGUAAAAUGAAUAGCCUUGCGAGUGAUGGUAUUUCUUUAGAGUGCAUGUAUUGACUGCUUGUCAUUGAGAAUAUUCUGAAAAUGUUUGUUCAGUCUUGUAUUGUUUAGAAAUGUGUGUCUAAUCGUAACCAGCCCCUUGUGGAAAGAAAAAUGAUAUGUUAAGGAAGAAACCAAAGUGUCUCAUUAUGCUGCAUCUUUAUCGAUAUAAUUCCUAUAUCAUGCACAGCAGCAAAUAUUGAAUUCUGUAUACAUUUUGUAUAUGUGUUCCUAGUAAAAAAGAUCGGGGGGAAUGCAAGCUUUAGUGAGAAAUUGCCUUGGCACCUCUUAAAUCUCCAUGCCUAAAUCUGGUCCUCCAUUAUUAUUCAUUGUUUAUCUGUCGUACAGGACUGAAUAUAACUUUUAUAUUAAUUAUCGUGCUGCCACAAGAUAAUGUUCAACUAUGUAACUUUCAGAUUUUUACAAUUAAUAAAUGAGUACCAGGAUGCACUCAUCGCGUCCCUGUAAUCAUUUUAUUGUGAUUAAAAUGUCAUUGUGUUUGCUUAAAAUAUUACAAUUUAUUUUGCCCUUUACUACUUUCCAUAGUAUGAAAAACAAAACAGUGCACUUUGAUUGCAACUAAAUAUAAAAAAUAUAUUUUACUUCUUGAGUUUCAGUUUAUUAAUGCAUAGUGGUAUUAAUAAGUAUGAAAUGAUAUGGAUACAUUUGGCAUAAGUCAAAUUCCCAGCGCUACAGUCAACUUCACUCCAGUUUAAGUUUAGCGUUGGCAGCCCCAUGUCUUUUUGAGUAUAACAUAAGCCUGUUUUCCAAGUGCUAUACAAAUGAACAUGCAUGAAAAAUAAUUAGUUUUCUGAAUGCAGUUUAAUCAUGUUAAAGGGGCAUUUUUGGUUGUACUUUUAGUGUAAUUAAUAGCCAGUGCAUUAGAAAACGCUUGGCGUAGGACCAUGAAUUAGGGAAUAUGGCUGGUGAGCAGUGAAUCUGUGUUGAGGGAGCAUAGCUUCAGAAGCUUGAAUUUUGUUGUGCGGUGAUGUGGACAGCAUUUUUACUUACUCUGAAGCAUCAUCUUAUCUUGAGCAGCAUCUGGUUAGCUUAAUUCUUGAAAAACAUGAAUGAAGAUAUUUGCACUUGGUAAUAGAACCUUUGUGCAAAUAGCUUCAUUCGUGUUUUUGAUAAAUGAAGCUAAUUGCAACCAAACCUACUGUACAGCUUUCUGUAGAAAGUACCAGACACUGCUGCAGUAAGCUUCAUAAAUCAUAAAAAAAAACAUAAAUUAAGCUAUAGAAACUUGUGUGAUUUAUAUAGUCUUCCAUUUGUCUGCAUUCUCGCACAUAUGAGCUGUUUGAGCUCUCUUAUAGAAUAUUGAUGUCUGUCAUAACUGUACUAUUGCUUCUGAAACACAUAAAAUAGGAAGGGAAAAUGCGUACAUUCAUUUAUCUUCUAAAAAUUAAUUUAAAAGAAGAUUUGUGCGUGGAUGCCUAGACUGUGCUUUUUAAAUUUUAUUACUCUGCAUGUUUUUUUACUUGCUGUUAUAUUUGUGAAUGUAGUGCUAGCACAUUUGUACAGUGGUUAAUUUUACAAGGUCAGUGGCACUUAAAUACAUAACUAUGGUUUGAACACUUCUAUUAAAAUUCAUUUUUAUACUAUUAAAUGUACUUUUUCUGCUGAAAGUAAAGCUCUAACAUUAAAAAUAAAUUUAAGGUUGGAGUGUUUUUUGUUUUGUUUUUGAUUGCUGGGCCCUGUGUUAUUAAAAAAACAUGCUAUGUGGGAAAAGAGCUUCUCUCCCUUGUCAAUCAAUGCCUCUGCACACUGAGGCGCUGACUGACAGCUGAGAGAAAAACCUAUUUUUCAAUAGAGUUUUUUCCUAAUCUAUACAUUGUCUAGCAAAACUGCUAGCACAAUUAAUAGAUAAAAUUGUAUUCUCAAUCUAACAAGCUGUUUGGGGCAUAACAGGUGCCAUUUAAGAUCAGAUUUGGAUUGUUGAUCUUUUGCCAAUUUUACUUAUAGUCAUAUUCAAACAAUUACGUUUUCGAAUAACUAAAUUAUCAUUUGUGUGAGUAGAGAUCUUUCCUAUUUAUGCUAAUAGAAUAGUACUGGUAGUGUCGCAAUUUAAAUCCCAGAUAAUACUUGUAUACUUAUGUCAACGAUAUUUUUAUUUUUAUUUUUUUUGGUUAACGGUACAACUAAUUGGGCAAUAAGAGUAUUGACAUAUAAUUUUCAACACAGCUGAUCAUUUUUAAAAGAGGUGAUUAAUCACCUUGCCCAUUCUAACUUAGAACUUCAGGCCUGGAGUCUGGAGAGAAUAAGACUCACUGAUAAAUUAUUUUUGCAUUAUUCUAUAUUUUAAUUUUGUUUAGAAAUGUGUUAUUUCUUCUUUUAUUUUAUUUUUUGUGUUCUUUAGCUAAAGUAAAGGCCAUAUCUUAUGUAUUAUAAUCUCUCAAACUGUACAGCCAAUAUAUCUUGAUAAUUUUUCAUUGCUUGUAGAUAAACUCUUUAUUACAUUGUGUUAUUGUCUGUGGAUGUGUUUAAGUGCUAUGUAAAUGUAAAAGUAAACAUCUUCACAUUAA